AUGAACGCCACAUCUUCCAGGUCACAUGCGGUCUUCACCUUGCAGGUGCGGAUGGUGACGUCUCGGCCUGGCGGACACACUGAGAGCCAGGCGAAGAUGCACUUCGUGGACUUGGCUGGAAGUGAAAGGCAGAAAAAGACCGGAGCGGCAGGCGAGCGACUCAAGGAAGGAAUUGGCAUCAACUUGUCCUUGACCACCUUGGGGAGGGUGAUCUCUGAACUGACCAAGCCUGGUGCAAGGAGUGUUCCUGCCUUUCGUGAAUCCAAGCUUACACUCCUUCUAAAGGAUGCUUUGAUGGGCAACAGUCGCACGGAGCUUCUUGCAUGCAUCAGCCCGUCGCUGUACAACCUGGAGGAAACUGUGAGCACCCUGGAGUUCGCAGCCAGAUGCAAGCUUGUAAAGACGAGCGCCGUGAAGAAUGAACAGAGCAAGACGGAUGUCAUCCAGAGACUCACUGACGAGAAGGCUGUCAUAGAAGAGCAGCUCAGACAGGAGAAGCUUCAAAGAGAAGAGCUCUGUCGUCAGCUCCAGGCUUUGGAAGAAAAGCAGAAGGCUGCAGAACGAGCACUGGAGGAGAAGAAGGAGAUUGAAGAAAGGCUGAGGCAAAGCUUCAUGUUAGCCUUAGACGAGAAACAAUGGACCGAGGCUGAGAAGGAGCAACUCCGCCAGGAGAAGGAGACCGCAGUGAAGACUGAGGCUGUUCUCAGCAAACGUUUGGCUGAGCUUGCUCAGCAGGAGCAGCAGCAUCGUGAAGAGGCAAGAAAGGAGUUAGAACUGCGGUGUUGCCUUGAAGAAGAAUGGAAGCAGCAAAAGGACCGAGAAGCUGAGCUCCAAGCGCAGCUGGAUGCACUGAAAGGAUAUCAAGAGAGCAUUGCCCUGGAUGAGUCGCAACUGGCUGCAAAGCGUCAGGAGCAGCAACGUCAGAGAGAGGCAGAACUUGCGAAGCUGGGGAUGCAUUUUGUCGGGAUGGAUCUUGACGAUGUGCCAAAGGCACCAAAGCUUGUCAAUUUGCACCCUGACCCUGCUCUAAAGGGCUGCCUGGUGUACUACCUGCCAAUGGGUGAGACUCGGAUCGGCGCUGACCCAGUGCGCUGUCGUGUGGCGCUUUCCGGCCUCAACGUGGCUUCAGAGGUUUGUGCAGUGGAAAAUGCAGACAAUGUGGCACUUUCCGUCAGAUCGCUGGGCGCAGGGUUGGUGCGAGUUAAUGGAUGCAUGGUUCCAGAGGCUGGCAGGUCGCUGCAAGAUGGUGACAGGCUUGCCAUUGGCCGUGCCUACAUUUUCCGAGUACAGGUUCCAGAAGCUGGAGCAGCAAAAGUGGAAGUCCUUUCCCAAACUUUUCUGGACGACUCUGGUCUGGUUGUAGUCUUUCUUUCCAAGGCUCCUUCGGAUGACUUUGAGCACGCGGUGGAGGAGAUUUCAGCAUGUGCCCAAAUCAAUCCUGAAUGGGAGAAUGGCGUUCAAAAGGCCUUGCUAUUGGUGAAGAGCGAUUUUGGGGAUGAAGCUGCCAGCAAGCUGCUUGAGCAGGCCGGUGUCGAAGUUCUACAACCUUUCCUAAAACGUUCGAUGUUAUUUUUUCUAAAAAGAACCAAAUCAAGGAAGCUUUACUGA
Molecule: messenger RNA, 1608 nt
Organism: Durusdinium trenchii
Lineage: Eukaryota; Dinophyceae; Suessiales; Symbiodiniaceae
Source: the annotation of a GenBank genome assembly